Phragmites australis (common reed) is the source of this 1731-nucleotide messenger RNA. RefSeq names its product probable protein phosphatase 2C 36. Gene Ontology annotation, molecular function: protein serine/threonine phosphatase activity; cation binding. Gene Ontology annotation, biological process: protein dephosphorylation. The record is from RefSeq and is a predicted model, not a curated record. The coding region runs from base 276 to 1412 and encodes 378 amino acids. The transcript is spliced from 4 exons. Lineage: Eukaryota; Viridiplantae; Streptophyta; Magnoliopsida; Poales; Poaceae.
ACCGAGCAGGCGGGGGGCAGGCGCGCACCUCGUCGCAUCGCACCAAACCCCGACACGGCCUCUCCUCCCCCAUUCCAUUCCUCCUCCUCUUCUCGUACGCGGCUGAUUGCGACCUCCUCCGGCACACGACGCCAUCGCCCUCCCACCGAACCAGGCGCGCGUCCUCCCCCUCCCCUCCCCCCCCCCCCACCUGACUCAGCCUCCGCCGCUCCCCGCGCCCACUCGCCCUUCCUGCGCCGCCUCGGGGACGCCCCGGUCGGCGAUGUGGCGGGAGCAUGCUGGGCCCGCUCCUCAGGUUCCUCUCGGCGUGCGGCGCGGUCUGGCCCUCCCCGCCGGCCCCAGGCGCCGCCGCCGCCUCGGGGGACGCCUCCGCCAACUCUGAGGGCCGCGACGGGCUCCUCUGGUGGCGCGACCUCGCGCGCUGCCACGCGGGCGACGUCUCCGUCGCCGUCGCCCAGGCCAACCAGGUGCUCGAGGACCAGUGCCGCCUCGAGUCCACCCCGCCCCUCGGCACCGUCGUCGGCGUCUUCGACGGCCACGCCGGCACCGACGCCGCCCGCUUCGCCUGCGACCAUCUCUUCCCCAACCUCCGAGAGGCGUCCUCCGGCCCGCAGGGCGUGACGGUGGAAGCCAUCAGGGAGGCGUUCCUGGCCACGGAGGAAGGCUUCGUCGCGCUUGUGUCGCGCAUGUGGGAGGCCCAGCCGGAAAUUGCCACGGUCGGGACGUGCUGCCUCGUCGGCGUCGUGCACCACAGGACCUUGUUCGUCGCCAACCUUGGUGAUUCCCGGGCUGUUCUCGGGAGGAAGGUGGGCCGCACAGGGCAGAUUGCUGCGGAGCAGUUGUCCAGUGAGCACAAUGCCAGCGAGGAGGCUGUUAGGAAUGAGCUCAUGGCUCAGCACCCUGAUGAUCCGCAGAUUGUUGCGGUCAAGCAUGGGGUCUGGAGAGUGAAAGGCAUCAUACAGGUAUCAAGAUCAAUAGGUAAUGUAUACCUGAAACAUGCGCGGUAUAACACUGAGAGGAUCAAACCGAAGUUCAGAGUUUCUGAACCUUUCAGCAAACCUAUAUUGAGUGCCAACCCAUCUAUCAUCUCCCGCAAUCUUCAACCAAGUGACUGUUUUGUCAUUUUCGCAUCAGAUGGUUUGUGGGAACACUUGAGUAAUCAGGAAGCUGUUGAGAUUGUUCACAACCAUCAACAAGCUGGAAGUGCAAGAAGGCUCAUAAAAGCAGCUCUGCAAGAAGCAGCACGGAAGCGUGAGAUGCGUUACUCGGACCUUACAAAGAUUGACAAGAAGGUCCGCAGGCAUUUCCAUGAUGACAUUACUGUCAUCGUCUUAUUUAUAAACUAUGACCUAUUAGUGAAAGGCGCUGCACAAGAACAAUCCCUCUCUAUCAGAUGCGCCCUAGAUUAUUGACAGUGAGCUAGUCAUCCACCGGUGUUCAGCUCCUAUCAGCAGCAAUCUCCAGUCAGAUGACAUGGUCAGCUGGUUGUGAAAAGUACACAACCUCCCGCAGCAGCUUUCUUUGCCUUUUUAAUUUUGCACAUAAAAAUUGACAGCUCGCUAAAUUGCCAGUUUUCUCCUCUGAAAUGUCGUCGGAUAAAUGCCUUGAGUGCGAGGGAAGGUUAUAAAGGAUUCUGUAACUUCUGAUUGAUUCAUUUUCUCGCUUACAAGCUAGUUCGUUUUGUAUGUAAGAAUUAUCAGCUUGUUUAAUCGCAGCUUCUUACAUUUCUUA